AACCCCGAUUAUCCGUUAUGCGACGUACAAUUCCCCGGAUUCGACAACGGUGUCAAUACCGCCUACGAUUAUUACGACUAUUCAAUCGGUCCCGCCGACUAUCCGACCGCUACUUCAAACUACUCCGUGUGGGAUCAUCAAUACGAUUAUUACGAGGCCAUUCCAGAACCGGGGUUCCAAAUCGAUGUCCAGACAUUCGUACAUAUUCUAACACAGGGAAGUAUGAAACAAAAAGCAGCAGUGGUUUCGAUCCUUCGAGGCUCGAUAAUCGCACUCAUGAUCGACGAAAGGGCUCACAUGCAACACUUGUUCCACACGCUCGUCGAAUCGUGCGAGGGCCCGCUGUUGAAUGUAGUUGCUGUAGACGUGUUGUCGGACCAAGAGGGGGUUGUAAAUGCAGCUGUAUCUCUCCUAGGAGCGAAUUCGAUCAUGAAACUUAUGGCGAAGCUAAGGAAGACUCAUCAUGCAUUCAAUUUGACGAAAGUUCUGUCGAAUAAGUUCUUGCACGUAAUGACUCACAGUUUCGGCUCGAUGGUGGUCGAGAGGUGCUUAAUGCUCUUCGGCUAUGAGGCUAACAAGAUAAUCUAUGAAAAAGCAAUCAUUCAUUACAAGCAAUUGGCCACGCAUAAAACGGGGUGCCGAGCACUGAAUCACUGCAUCAAAUAUAUCGAGGGCGAACAAAGGUUGAAGCUUCUCAAUCUCUUAGCCGACAUCUCGGAUUGUCUCUCCUUCGAUCCAUACGGGAACUAUGUUGUGCAGAGAGUACUCGAACAAACAAACGAACAAGUCAACAAGAAGAUAUUAUGCCUCCUCGAAAAACAUUUUCUAGAACUGGCCCAUCUAAAAGGAGGAAGCCACGUCGUCGAGAAAUGCAUGAAAACCUCGGAUGAUGGUCUGCUUAGUGUGGUCAAAGCAAUAUUAGAGCGCCCCGAGACAGCUUUCGCUCUCGCCCGAGAUGAUUUCGGAAACUACGUCAUUCAAAAUGCCUUGAGAAUCACUAGGGUAAAAACACUCUUCCUUUUUCAAGUUAAAAAUACGAUCUUUAUAUAA
Erythranthe guttata (spotted monkey flower) is the source of this 1050-nucleotide messenger RNA. NCBI's taxonomy places the organism in Eukaryota, Viridiplantae, Streptophyta, Magnoliopsida, Lamiales, Phrymaceae. The record is from RefSeq and is a predicted model, not a curated record.